Molecule: messenger RNA, 204 nt
Organism: Coniophora puteana RWD-64-598 SS2
Lineage: Eukaryota; Fungi; Basidiomycota; Agaricomycetes; Boletales; Coniophoraceae
Exons: 1
Cellular component (GO): nucleus
Source: RefSeq, a predicted model, not a curated record
CACCGUGCGAAGAUAAAGGAGUUGUACCCCGAGGGCUGGGCCCCUGCGCGCAAGCUCUCGCGCGAAGCCAUGGAUGGCCUCCGUGCGCUGCAUCAGUAUGACCCGGAGUCGUUCUCGACGCCAGUUCUCGCCAGCAAGUUCCAUAUCAGUCCCGAAGCCGUCAGGCGGAUACUCAAGAGUCGCUGGGAACCACCACGCGACCAA